Molecule: messenger RNA, 2208 nt
Organism: Melozone crissalis (California towhee)
Lineage: Eukaryota; Metazoa; Chordata; Aves; Passeriformes; Passerellidae
Gene: TEDC1
Product: tubulin epsilon and delta complex 1
Exons: 8
Coding region: 1-1353 (450 amino acids)
Source: RefSeq, a predicted model, not a curated record
AUGCGCGGGCGGCGGCGGGAGCAGCCCCGGGAGCAGCAGCGGCAGCGGGGCCCGGCGCUGUCUGCCGCCGUCGGGGCGUUGUGCCGGGCCCUGCCGCCCCACGCCCGGCCCGCCCCCGACACCCUGCGCCGCGCCAGGUUCGACCGGCCGCAGGCGAGCCUGGACUUCUGGAAGCUGCUGUAUGUGCUUCUGAAGCAGAUCCACGGGGGCAGCUGGACAGAGUCUGAUGCUAUAGGUGCCCAGGUGAGGUUUGUGCAGUGGGCUCUGUGGUACCACGGCUACCGGCGGCCCCAGCUCCGGCGGCUGCCGGCCGACGGCUCCGCGGGCAGCCGGGAGCUGCUGCUGGCCUUCUCCUGGCUGCUGCACUGCCCCGGCCUCCUGGAGCAGCUGCUGGCCCACAACAGAGUGCAGACUGGGGACCACACCUCUGUGUGCACGUGUGAAGAUGAUGUGCCUGAGAGCCAGGAAGGCCCAGGUGAAGCAGGGCCUGAAGGCAGAGUGGAUGUUCGGUACCUGCAGUGGUUGCACGGGAGGCUGAGGUUGCAGUGGUGCAGUUUGCACGCUCAGCACCAGGAGCAAUGCAAACUUUUGCACAAGAUCCAUUCAUUCACCAGUGGCUCCCACAUGGACCAGAACCUUGGACAUUUCUCUGUCACAGAAGCAGAUAUCAUUAGACAUCCAGAGAACUACAAGCAGCUGUUGCAGCUCCUGGAGUCUGAGACCACGCAGCUGGAAGCCUUUCUGGAAUGGAAGCAACUGGAACCAGUUUACUGGCAGUGGAUGGAAACUGUGUUGGAUGACAUGGUUGAGGAGGGAAAUAUGUGUGAGUCCCGGGAUGCUGAUGUGGAGAAAAGAAGGCUGCCAGAGGUGACCUCCUGCUGCCCCUGGGCUGCCAGGCUGGCUGGGCAAAUGGACAGGUUAUCCAGGGACCUGCUGGCUCUGCAGGAGCAGCUGCAUCAGCUCGUGGCUCAGAGAAAGGCUGCCUGGUGGGAGAAGGUGGCAGCAAGAGAAGAGCUGCAGAAGGAGAGGUUCUCUGCCACUGCUAGAAAAGCACGGGAAAGCACUGACCUGAAACUGAGGGGUCUCCCAUCCCUCUGUGCUCCACAGAAAACCAGAAUGCAUGGUUUGUGCAGGCUGGUGCUGAGGAGCAAACAGCCUGCCAGCAAAGUGGCCUCUGGUCAGUGUGUGUCCAAGGAGGCUGCUGCAGCUCUCAGGGCUACAGAGGUGAUCAGAGAGCUGCAGCUGAGGGAGGCCAGCCUGCAGAGAGAGCUGCAGCAGCUGCAGCAGCAGUGCAGGACCAGGCUGGAUGGCAUUGCAGAGGGCUUGGAAGGAGUGAUUUGUAUCUCCCCCUGAAGAGAGGAACCUGGGCUGGGAGAGGCAAAGGAUUAGAGUGGCUUGGUCACAUUGUGCAGCCUGGCACGGGGGUGUGUGAGCUGAGGAACCAAAUGGAAUUUCUAAUUCUGCAGCCUGGGAAUCAUAACUUGUUACUGCUUUGUGACUUGUGCUGGGGCCACAGCCCCAGUGCUCUCUCUGCAGCCCCUUUAUUGCUAACCCUGCCAAUUAAAUCCUGCAUUAGGCCUUGGUGGGAGUGUGCAUAAAUCUCCCUUUUAUCUUCUGGAUUUCUGGUUCUUCUGCCAAGCCCUGGGCUCUUUACAGUGCUCAGCUGUGAGGCACGGUGUACACUGAGGCUGUGCAUUGAAGUACUAAUUGCAUUCAAUAUUUCCCAGCAAUUGGAAGAGUUCAUUAGUCAGAAAAAUCCAAGUAUUGGAGAACAUGAAAAAUAUCAAGGCUUAGAGAGAUUGGAAAUAUUCAAGAGUGUGUUGUUUUAAUUCAGCUGCUCGGAGUAUUUGUGGCAGCUGUAAUGUAGUCACAAUAAAGAAAAACAAAUGCCUAAUAAUAAAUAAAGCCCUGCACUGAUUUCAUUUACUGGUGUGAUGCACUUGAAGUAAUUGGGUUCUCAAAGAGAACAAACUAGAAACCAUUCCAUCAGCUCCUGAGUCACAGUGAGAUGGAUAACUUCUGGGCCUGCUAUAGGAAGUUUCUGUGGUACAGAAAUACAACCCUAACUUCUACACUUGAGGAGUCUCCAGGUUCUGUCUCUGAAGGCUUCUUCCCUUGGAACAGUGAAAUGCUUUUCCUUUGGCCUUAAUUUCCUACCCUUUUCUGCUUUGCUUUCACCAAGGAAUAUUUUUAUGUUCUAGUUGUACA